Messenger RNA from Penicillium oxalicum, 306 nucleotides. RefSeq lists its product as uncharacterized. The record is from RefSeq and is a predicted model, not a curated record. The transcript has a single exon. NCBI's taxonomy places the organism in Eukaryota, Fungi, Ascomycota, Eurotiomycetes, Eurotiales, Aspergillaceae. Bases 1 to 306 code for a protein of 101 amino acids.
AUGACGGACCGCAACGCAAAGGUAAAGAGGAAGAGACCAGCGACAAGAGUCAAAAUGAUUGAUGCUCAACACGGGCUCACACAAGUCUCUAAACUUGCAGCGAGUCACUCUCUACUUUUGACUCCGAGGAUAUUCAGCACAAUCACAGUGGCAACGGGCUGGGGACGAAUACUCAUUGGACCUCGGGACAGACCCGGUGGAGUAGGACAAUCACACCAUUGGACAGUAGUAAGCUCCCCAAGGGAAAAUGUCCUGACCGGCUGUUUCUCCGUCUCCGUUCAUGUCGGCUAUCGCCCAGACAAUUGA